This is a messenger RNA of Hyaloscypha bicolor E, 1713 nucleotides long. Its product is annotated as uroporphyrin-III C-methyltransferase. The record is from RefSeq and is a predicted model, not a curated record. The transcript has 2 exons. Lineage: Eukaryota; Fungi; Ascomycota; Leotiomycetes; Helotiales; Hyaloscyphaceae. Gene Ontology annotation, biological process: siroheme biosynthetic process; sulfate assimilation. The coding region runs from base 1 to 1713 and encodes 570 amino acids. Gene Ontology annotation, molecular function: uroporphyrin-III C-methyltransferase activity.
AUGUCACAUAUAUCACUCCUCACAUCUAUCGACUCCACAGGACAUAUUCACUUAAUCAUUGGAUCGAAUCCAUUGGCAGCUGCAAGAUGUGCCAAAUCCCUCGAAGUCGGCGCGAAGCCCCUGCUCAUCGCCCCCGACACAGUAGAGCUACACUAUGCACUCCAAAAGAGGAUAGAUAAUGGGGAGGUGGUGUGGUUGAAGAAACCGUUUGAAGAUGAAGAUGUGCUGCGCCUGGGAAGGGAGGAGAUUAAUGGCGUCGUGGAUGCUGUUUUCGUCACAUCUGGACCGCGAGAUCCAUUGAGCGCACAUAUCUCCCUGCUCUGUAGACGAAACCGAAUACCAGUCAACGUAUCCGAUGCUUCCUCCCUCUGCACCUUCAGCCUCCUCUCCACACAUACCGAUGGACCCCUCCAGAUUGGCGUAACAACCAACGGCCGAGGCUGCAAACUCUCCUCCCGAAUACGACGAGAAAUUGCCUCGUGUCUCCCUCCAAACCUAGGCGCAGCUUGUGCCAGACUUGGCACUAUCCGCCAACGCAUACAAGAAGAAGACCAUCUGACACACAUGGCACUGUCUGGGGAUCUUGACGAUGAAGACUCCAUAGACCAAACCUCCACCUUUAAUAAGCUGGUAACAGAGGCCGACCUCGACGCAGCCAAGAACCGACGAAUCCGCUGGCUCUCCCAGAUCUGCGAAUACUGGCCCCUCCGCCGUCUCGCGAAUAUAACAGACGCAGACGUAGAAUCAGUGCUGAAAUUAUCCGCUUCGAAUCCUUCCACAUCUGCCACACCUGAUACCACCAACCUCGAUAGCAGAACAGAAAAGAAAGGCAGGAUAAUACUAGCAGGCAGCGGGCCAGGCCACCCCGAUCUCCUAACACGAGCAACACACAAAGCGAUAUUGACAGCGGAUAUAAUAUUGGCAGAUAAACUCGUUCCCUCCGGUGUCCUGGACCUCAUCCCCCGCCGCACUCCCGUGCACAUCGCGCGAAAGUUCCCAGGUAACGCAGAGCUAGCACAAGAAGAGCUGCUCUCGCUCGGCCUCGCCGGUCUCAAGGCAGGGAAAACCGUGCUCCGCCUAAAGCAAGGCGAUCCCUACAUCUACGGCCGAGGAGGAGAGGAGUUUGAGUUCUUUAGGAGGGAGGGAUACGGAGACGUGGUUAGCGUGCUGCCGGGGAUUACCAGUGCGUUGAGCGCGCCGCUGUUUGCGGGUAUUCCGGCUACGCAGAGGGGGGUCAGUGAUCAAGUGUUGAUCUGUACUGGGACGGGGAGGAAAGGGAAGCCUACUGUGCCGCCUGAGUAUGUGGAUACGAGGACGGUGGUUUUCUUGAUGGCUUUGCAUCGUAUAACGGGGCUGGUAGCAGAUUUGACAAGUUGGGAGUCGGAGGAUGCAAAAGUCCUGGAUGGAAGUGUGGAGGUUGAUAGGAGUAGGAGACUUUGGCCGAAAAAGACGCCGUGUGCGGUUGUUGAGAGGGCGAGUUGUCCUGAUCAGAGGGUGAUUAGGACGACGUUGGAGUUUGUGGGGGCUGCGAUUGAGGAGGAGGGAAGUAGACCGCCGGGAUUACUCGUCCUUGGUAAUGCGUGCGAGGUUUUGAAUAAGCCUGAUAAGGGGAGGAAGUGGGUUGUUGAGGAGGGGUUUAAGGGGUUUGGUGAUUUCGAGGGGAUGGGAUUGGAGUUUGUUCUGGGAGGGAAGGAGGAGAGAGAUCGGGUGUGA